CUUUUUCAACUGAACCCGCUUUAUGUAUUACCUAUUUAUUUUAUUUCUCAUUGUUGUAUGUUUUUAAGUUCGUAGUGGUUUCACCGUAACCUAAGAUGAUUGCUGAACCAUAUGACUUCAGCAUCGAUGUUGAAAGCCUAGAAAACGAUGAAAUCCAAGAGGGUGGCUUGACAACUGAACAGUACAUCAAACUGUUUUCUGCCUACUUGUACAACAAUGAAUUAUGUGCCGCAAAAUUUUUAUGGCGCCGUGUGCCUGAUUCUUUAAAGAGUAAUCCAGAACUACAAAAAGUCUGGUCAAUAGGUAAAGCUCUUUGGACAAAACACUACACCCAAGCCUAUGAAUUGAUCGACUGCAAAUGGUCUGAUGUAUUGGAGCCGAUCAUGGUGGCAAUCAAGUCUCGCAUUCAACAAGACACAUUGAAAUUUAUUAGCACUCAUUAUGAAAAUAUCCAGCUUGAUAAAUUUCAAACAUUUAUGGGAGUGAACAAAGAACAAGCUGAAAGGAUUGUGGAAAGAGAAGGUUGGACAUUAUUGAAUGGAUAUGUAAUUCCAGUGGCAAUCAAUGAACCCGAACUGACAUUAAGUGGUAGUCAGGAAAUUCUGGACAGAUUGGUAACUUUAUCAUCUUUUACAUCUUACGUUGAAAAUUGAACCAGCCAUGAUGUGUAUUGAGUAAAUUUAAUGCUGUAACUUUCAAUUAUGAUUACUUGGUAUAAAAUUAAUAUUAGCGAACAAUUUGUAUGUUAAAUCUAAAAAGCUUUAAUAAAAGUAUAUAAGGAUAUGUA
Molecule: messenger RNA, 787 nt
Organism: Sipha flava (yellow sugarcane aphid)
Lineage: Eukaryota; Metazoa; Arthropoda; Insecta; Hemiptera; Aphididae
Gene: CSN8
Product: COP9 signalosome complex subunit 8
Exons: 2
Coding region: 96-653 (185 amino acids)
Biological process (GO): COP9 signalosome assembly; protein deneddylation
Cellular component (GO): COP9 signalosome
Source: RefSeq, a predicted model, not a curated record